CGUACCGGAAAUGGUUUGAACUGUCGUCAUCUUGUCCUGGAAGAGCGGAGUCGACCUGGAUUCAGCCAUAUUCCCGCUGAUCAGCCACACCGGUGGCCCGCCUGGAAAGCACCGAAAAACGAGCAGAAACCCUCCAGCACGCUCUCCCACGGCAUCCCAGGGGGACCGCCGAAUAAGUGACUCGGUCCCGGUGGAGCCGGGCGAGGUCCCGAGUUUUUAGGCCGCCGGCCAACAUGGAGCAGCGGCGGCUAACGUGAGGAGACAUCGCGGUAGAGGAAAGUCCAGAUUUGUGGUGGGAUUAAAGCACACUCAGACGCGGGCCUGUCGGUCGAACGGAUCGACACAUAACGGACUGACGGUACCGGCGGAGAAGCUCCACGACGACGCCGCGCUAUCGGGAAUGUUGUCGCGGAGCUAACGAGAAGGCGGCUAUCGGAGUUUAGCAGCAAACGGAGCCUAAAAGGAGGCUAACAGGCGGCGACUGUGUGAGGAUGUCUGCCCAAGUCCGACUGAAGCGGCUGGAGGAGUCGCUGCUGGAGCGGAAGGUGGCGGGAUGUCUGAGCGUGGAGACCUUGCUGGACCUUCUCAUCUGCGUGCACAGCGAGUGCUCCAACUCACCCCUCAAGAGGGAGAAGCACGUCAGCGACUUCCUGGAGUGGGUGAAACCCUUCACAUCUGCUGUCAAAGACAUGCGACUACACAGAGACGACUUUGAGAUGUUGAAGGUGAUCGGGCGAGGAGCUUUUGGCGAGGUUGCCGUGGUGAAGAUGAAGAACACAGAGAGAGUUUAUGCCAUGAAGAUUCUCAACAAGUGGGAGAUGUUAAAGCGAGCAGAGACGGCGUGUUUCCGUGAGGAACGCGAUGUGUUGGUGAAAGGAGACAGCCAGUGGAUCACCACGCUACACUUUGCUUUCCAGGAUGACAACUACCUUUACCUUGUCAUGGAUUAUUACGUGGGUGGAGAUUUGUUGACACUGCUCAGUAAGUUUGAGGAUCGCCUGCCAGAGGACAUGGCCAAGUUCUAUGUGGCUGAGAUGGUGCUCGCCAUCCACUCCAUCCACCAGCAGCACUACAUCCACAGAGACAUUAAACCUGACAACGUCCUGCUGGACGUCAAUGGUCACAUUCGACUCGCUGACUUUGGAUCUUGCCUGCGUAUGAUGGAGGAUGGAACAGUGCAGUCCUCAGUGGCAGUGGGCACGCCAGACUACAUUUCUCCAGAGAUUCUGCAGGCCAUGGAGGACGGGAUGGGCCGCUACGGUCCUGAGUGUGACUGGUGGUCUCUAGGAGUGUGCGUGUACGAAAUGCUCUAUGGAGAGACACCCUUCUAUGCCGAGUCUCUGGUGGAAACUUAUGGAAAGAUCAUGAACCACGAGGAGCGUUUUCAGUUUCCCUCCAAUGUGAGCGACGUGUCGGAUUCAGCAAAGGAUCUAGUCCAAAGGCUUCUGUGCUCCAGUGAGCAUCGGCUCGGUUUGAACGGGAUCGACGACUUCAAGAGCCACCCUUUCUUCAGCGGCAUUGACUGGGACAAUAUCCGCUCUGCUGAAGCGCCCUACAUCCCAGAUGUGUCUUCUCCCACAGACACGUCCAACUUUGAUGUGGAUGAUGAUGUCCUGAAGAACCCGGACAUCAGCCCACCAGUGUCUCACACUGGUUUCACUGGGCAACACCUCCCAUUUGUGGGCUUCACUUACACCACUGAGAGCUGCUUCUCUGACCGUGGCUCUGUCCGGCGGGCAGAACUCUGCCGGGAGGAAGGAAGUGGGGGCCAGGAGGUGGAGGCCUUUGAAAGGAGGAUCCGCACUCUGGAGCAGGAGAAGCAGGAACUGAACCGCAAAUUGCAAGAGUCGACUCAGGCCCUGCAGGCUCCGCAUCGGGGAGGAACACUGAGUCGAGACAAAGAAAUCAAGAAGCUGAACGAGGAAAUCGAGCGCCUCAAGAAGAAGCUGGCAGACUCUGAUAGGCUGGAGCAUCAGCUGGAGGAGGCGGUCACCCUUAGACAAGACUACGAGAGCUCUGCCUCCAAAGUAAAGAGCCUGGAAAGGCAGGUGAAGAUCCUGAAACAAGAGAAGGACGACGUCAACAAGCAGUUAGUGGAGUCUCUGGAGCGUUUGAGGAGCCAGUCAAAAGAACUUAAGGAGGCUCAUUCUCAGAGGAGGUUGGCCCUGCAAGAGUUCUCCGAGCUGUCUGAAAGGAUGGCUGAGCUGCGCUCGUCAAAGCAGCGUCUCUCACGUCAGCUUCGAGACAAAGAGGAAGAGUUGGAUGGCAUCCUCCAGAAGAUGGAAGUCAUGAGACAGGAGAUCCGCAAGACUGAGAAGAACCGCAAGGAGCUGGAGGCUCAGCUGAAUGAAGUUAAGGCAGAGGCAUCCAAGGAGAGGAAGCUGAAGGAGCACAGCGAGGUUUACGCCAAACAGCUAGAGACUGAGCUGGAGAGUUUGAAGUCUCAACAGGGACGCGGAGCAGCAGCAGGGGGGGUGGAGUCCCAGCAGGAGCUGUCUCGGUUGAAGGCGGAGCUCGACAAAAAGGUUCUGUUCUACGAAGAGGAGUUGCUGAGGAGGGAGUCUGCUCAUUCUUCUGAGAUGAAGAACUUGCGUAAAGACCUCCACGAGUCGGAAUGUUUGCAGCUUGCCACCAACAAGGAGCUGCUACAGCUCAGGGACAAGUUGGAUAAGGACAAGAGGGACAGACAAGCGGAGAUGGACGAAGGCAUUGCUGUCCUGAAAGAGAAACAUGAACGAGAAAAAAACCUCCAGAUGGAAGAAAAUCGCAAACUGAUGACUGAGACAGACAAGCUGUGUUCCUUUGUGGACAAGCUGACUGCUCAGAACCGUCAGUUGGAGGACGAACUUCAGGAUCUGUCGUCCAAGAAGGAGAGUGUCGCUCAUUGGGAGGCUCAGAUUGCUGAGAUCAUUCAGUGGGUGAGUGACGAGAAGGAUGCUCGUGGUUACCUUCAAGCUUUGGCCACCAAGAUGACAGAAGAGUUGGAGACUCUACGCAGCUCCAACCUGGGGACCAGACCUCUGGACCCUCUGUGGAAGGUGCGUCGCAGUCAAAAGUUGGACAUGUCUGCCCGCCUGGAACUGCAGUCGGCUUUGGAUGCCGAGAUCCGAGCCAAACAACUGGUCCAGGAAGAACUACGCAAGGUCAAAGCUUCCAACAUGGCACUGGAAAGUAAGCUGAAGGAGUCAGAUGACAGGAGCAGAGAGAUGGUGGAGCAGAUGGAGAGUCUGAAGAAGGAAGUGGACGACACUCGAUCGCGCUCAGACAAAGCACUGAACCUUCCCGACUUCCAAGACGCCAUCUUUGAAUACUUUAAUACCUCUCCGUUGGCGCCUGACCUCACCUUCAGAACUGCUGAUAUAGACUACACCCCCAUGAAAGCCGAAACCACGCCCCCCUCAUCCUCUGCCUCUGAGAAUGAGGAUUUGAAGGCGUUGUCAGUCUCAGCGAGCCCCUCCCUCACCUACCAAAGUUCAUCUGUGACCCCACUCAAGCCCAAAGCUCACCAGCUCAGCAUUAAGACCUUCUCCAGUCCGACACAAUGCACCCACUGCACCUCCCUGAUGGUGGGACUCAUGCGACAGGGAUACGCCUGUGAAGUAUGCUCCUUCAUCUGUCAUGUGACCUGCAAAGACCACGCUCCGCUGGUUUGCCCAAUCCCAGCUGAACAUGCCAAGAGACCGCAAGGUGUCGACGUCUUGAGAGGCAUUGGGACUGCCUACAAGGGCUACGUCAGGAUUCCAAAGCCCAGCGGCGUGAAGAAGGGUUGGCAGCGAGCCUUCGCCGUGGUCUCUGACUGCAAACUUUUCCUUUAUGACGUUCCGGAGGGGAAGUCCACUCAGCCUGGGGUGGUGGCCAGUCUGGUACUGGAUCUCAGAGAUGAAGAGUUCUCUGUCAGCUCUGUCUUGGCGUCCGAUGUCAUCCACGCCACCAGGAAGGACAUCCCUUGCAUCUUCAGGGUGACGUCAUCGCAGCUCAGUUCCUUGCUGUGUUCCGUGUCUCUGCUGGUUCUGGCUGAGAAUGAGACGGAGAAGAGGAAGUGGGUGCGCAUCCUGGAGGGUGUCCAGAGCAUCCUGACCAAGAACUCGGUGAAGAAUCAGCAGGUCCACAUCCUGCAUGAAGCCUACGACGCCUCGCUGCCCAUCAUAAAGAGCACGCUCUCUGCCGCUGUGCUGGACCGGGAGCGGGUCGUCCUGGGAACGGAGGACGGGCUGUUUGUGGUGGAGGUGACCAGAGACGUGAUCGUGCGAGCGGCGGACAGUAAGAAGGUUUAUCAGAUCGAUCUGAUCCCGAAGGAGAAGAUCUUUGCGCUGUUGUGCGGGCGAAACCGCUAUGUCCAUCUUCACCCUUGGGGGGUGCUGGAAGGCAACGAGUCCACUUUUGACGUCAAACUGACCGAAACCAAAGGAUGCCAAGCUCUCACCACCGGGGUUCUGCGGCCUGGCGGCGCCGCGUGUCUGCUGGCUGCUGUAAAACGGCAGGUUCUGUGCUUUGAGAUCACUCGUGCGAAACCACAUCACAAGAAGCUGUGGGAGGUGCAGGCUCCCGGUACGGUGCAGUGGUUGGGGAUGGUUCGGGAGCGGCUUUGCGUGGGCUAUCCUUCGGGCUUUGCGCUUCUCGCCCUUCAGGGUGAGUCGUCGCCCAUCAGCCUGGUGAGCCCGGCGGAUCCAUCGCUGGCCUUCUUAGCCCAGCAGCCUCUGGACGCCCUGCAUGCGUUGGAGGUGGGCUCCAGCGAGCUGCUGCUCUGCUUCAGUCAGCUUGGUGUCUUUGUGGACGGACAAGGGCGCCGCUCGCGGACCCAAGAGCUGAUGUGGCCCGCCACACCGCUUGCGUGCAGCUCUAACUCCUCCCACCUGACCGUCUACAGCGAGUACGGAGUGGACGUCUUCGAUGUUCACACGGCAGAGUGGGUCCAGACCAUCUCUUUACGCAAGAUCAGACCCCUGAAUGUUGAAGGGACCCUCAACCUGUUGACUUCAGAAGCUCCUCGCCUCAUUUACUUCAGCAACGCGUCCUCAGAGGGAGACCUGACUAUCCCAGAGACAUCAGACCACAGCAGGAAGUUGAUGGUUCGAACUCGCAGCAAGAGGAAGUUUCUCUUCAAAGUUCCAGAGGAGGAGCGACUUCAGCAGCGGAGGGAGAUGCUGAGAGAUCCAGAGCUGAGGUCCAAGAUGAUCUCAAACCCCACCAACUUCAACCACGUGGCUCACAUGGGACCAGGAGAUGGCAUGCAAGUUCUCAUGGACCUCCCCCUGGUUGGUGAUGUGGGCCCCCCAUCCCCGUCGCCCUCCCCAUCAUCCUCCACCUCCCGUCACACCCUCAUCUCCUCCCCCUCCCACUUUGAACACAUCUAUCACAUGACGUCAUCGUCGGCCGGCGUCUUCUUGCUGAAAGACUCCACCUCCUCCUCCUCCCAGCAAAGCCUCCUGCAGCCCUCCUCCUCCUCUUCCUCUCCCUCCAUCUCCUCUCUGGGAAGGGGUGUGAUGUCUUCCACUCAAGAGGAUGUCAUCAAAGAUAAGCCCCGCCCACUCUCCAGCAUCUCCCGGCAACAAAGGAGCAAGACGUACAUGACCCGCACAGCGUCAGAUUUUGGGGGAGGAGCUUCGUCUCGCGGUGCUCAUGAAGUGGACCAAGACUUGGACCGAGAGCCGGACUCUUACUCCACCCCGUCUAACAGCUCCAACCCCAGCAGCCCCCCCAGCCCCAAUUCCCCCCAUCGCAGUCAGCUGACUCUGGACUCUGAGCCUUGACACACACGCACGCACGCACACACACACACACACACAUAUGCACACACAGUUGCAGAGGCGACAUGGUUUUCAAUUUUAAUCCAAUUUUAUUGCGAUUGCGAUGGUGUGACGAAGCUUCCCGCUCUUAUUUUUGGUUUUAAGUUUGUUUUGUUGCUAGGAAACGCUGCUGAUGGCUGCCUUGUUUAACUCCCGCUAUUAAAUCAUUUUUAUUCAUUCACACCAUUUCCUGUUUGACUUUGGAGCAGCUGUUGCUAACUUCCUGCCUGGAAAAAACAAACACUGUAUUGAAGUUGCACAUUGUUGUUGUAGGAAAAGAAAAAAAGGAUUGAUUAUGUAUCAGUGAUUUUUAUCCUUCCUCUUGCCCUUAACCUUUGACCUCAGUGGCCGCGGAUGGGGGGUGGGGUGGGGGGUCACUUCUGAACACUACUGCUUAGAUUUCCCCCCCACCCACAAUCACCAGUUAAAAAUGUUUGUAAUGACAUGACAUAACACGACAAAUAAAAGAAUCUACUGAUGAAAUCUGCUUCCUUUCCGUUGGCGUCGGUUAGCAGGGUGUGGCUAAUGCGGCAUCCAGCAUUGCCCCGCCCACAUGUACAACCUCGGCCCUGUGUGCCACCAGACUUGGACCAAAUGCUUCAUCACCAGCCUGGCGAGUCCAAUGUUUCCCCAAUCUCUGUCCAAUCAACUUGGAAACGGUGUAGCCAAUCAGAAUAGAGCGUCCAUCAGGUCAAACACGAAACACACAGUGGAGUUGAUCAUUUUCAUAUUUGAAUGACAAACUUGAUUUUUUUAUUGUUUUCAACCCAAGUAAGUCAAAGUGAUGACUGCAGAAAGCUUAUCCCCGCUGCCCACUCGCUGAUGCUUGUCAAUUUUUCCAGCGGAUUUGCUGCAAGAGAAGAAGAGGUCAGAUGUCAAAUGAUGAUGCAGCUGAAAGACAACCCUGUCUCUUCCUCACUGGGUUGUUGAGCAGCUCGUCGAUCUUCCUGUCCUCCACUGACCCCGCCUCAACCUUCCCUCGGUAUCCCAGCAACAGCUGCCGGUCUUUCAAGUCCCGGGCCGUCUGAUUGGCAGAGAGGAACAGUGACGUGAGAGAUCAAUGUGCUGGAGUAACAUGGGAGCCCCGCCCUUUCCCCUCCCCUCUCACGUUGAUGACGAUGUCGUGACAUUUGUGUUUCUGAGCCAGAGCGAUCCUCGUGUCCGCGUCGUCCACCAGGCCCACGUAGUCCUGCAGCACCUGUCAAUCAAGUGUACUUGCAGGUCAUCAGAAGUUUAAGAGUCAUUGAGGUGGACUUGAGUCCAAAUGGAACAUUUGCUGAGAUUCUUCAAGACGUCUCUGUCAGGUGAGGCGCUUACCUGCGUGGGGGCAGAGUUUUUCUGCAGGAUGUCAACAACUUUUUGGAACCGGAGCGGAGAUUUUUUCCUGGUGAAGCCGAGCCAGUUACGGCUGGUGAAAAGCGCGUCCACGUCAGACCACGCCUUCAGCUUGGCUCGCGCCGCCAAUGCCGUCACCAAGAACUGCUUCUCCGAUAUCUGGGAUCAAAAGGUGGCACCUCUUCACACGUCCACUCAAACCUCACGUCCAUCAAGCUCAUCGGCACGCUCACCUUGAAGCUCUGCCGGAUGUUGAGGGGACUGCUGAAGCUCCCCUGGAGAGGUGCAGCACAACUUAUUAAAGUGAGCAAAGUGGUUCCGGGGAAGUGAACUGACCUCCGGCUGAGUGUAGUGGUAGAAGCAGCAGUAGUACAAAGUGGUGAUGAGCGGCAUGUGGAGGAUGGAAGCUCUCCUGGGGAACUUCUGGAAGAUUUCCAGCUUCCCUCCUUGUUCUGCCUGACGGUCUGUUACCUGUCAACCACACAGAACCACCAACCAACCUGACUGAAAAACUCAUUGGAAAUUUAAAAAAAAAAAAAAAAAAAGUCCCUCAUCACCUCCAUGAUCAUCUGCCUCUCCAACAGAGACACCUGAUCCUGGACCUGGACCUGGUCUUCAGGAGAAAACUGCAGACUGCAAACAAACUAGUCAACUUGCGGAAGCGCCUUCACCAAGUCCAUGUGCCCUGCAGCUGUCAAUCACCUCAGGCAGCUCUUCAGGAAGUCCCGCCUCUUAUUUUCAUCUGUGAUGCUCAGGUGGUCUUUGUACUGAAGCAGCUGUCGUCAUGGAGACAACAAACUGCCUGUCAAGUCUCAGGCGUACCAUUACUUACUUGUACUUAUUUUGCAGUAGUAGUAGUCUGUGAUCACGUUACCGUUGCGUCUUCCAUCCGCCCGAGAGCUCUGACAACAAAAACAAAAUGAACAUCCCCUAAAAACCUGGCGAGAGACAGAAAAUAGACGGGCACCUGAACAGGUCCAGUAAGUGCGUGUGCUCGCCGCUUUCCUUCAGGUAGUGGAUGAAAUGUCUCAGCGCCGUCUGUCUGGCCUCCAGCU
Dunckerocampus dactyliophorus (ringed pipefish) is the source of this 8176-nucleotide messenger RNA. RefSeq names its product CDC42 binding protein kinase beta (DMPK-like) (gene cdc42bpb). Gene Ontology annotation, molecular function: protein serine/threonine kinase activity; ATP binding. Gene Ontology annotation, biological process: actomyosin structure organization; peptidyl-threonine phosphorylation. Gene Ontology annotation, cellular component: cytoskeleton; cytoplasm. The record is from RefSeq and is a predicted model, not a curated record. Bases 492 to 5750 code for a protein of 1752 amino acids. The transcript has 38 exons. Lineage: Eukaryota; Metazoa; Chordata; Actinopteri; Syngnathiformes; Syngnathidae.